Molecule: messenger RNA, 5194 nt
Organism: Chelonia mydas (Green sea turtle)
Lineage: Eukaryota; Metazoa; Chordata; Testudines; Cheloniidae
Gene: ADAM17
Product: ADAM metallopeptidase domain 17
Exons: 19
Coding region: 742-3405 (887 amino acids)
Biological process (GO): Notch signaling pathway; membrane protein ectodomain proteolysis
Cellular component (GO): plasma membrane
Molecular function (GO): metalloendopeptidase activity
Source: RefSeq, a predicted model, not a curated record
CUGUCCCUUGGCUUUCAUUUUUUACCCCACAUCCCAUCCUACUCAUCACUGCUGGAGAGGUGGUACCAGACUAGAUGGACUGUUGUUCCCAUCUAGUAGAGCAGGUCCUAUGUCCCCAAAUCCUGAUUGAGGCUUGCAGUGCAGAUGACACCAACAUGUUUUAACCCCAAUACUGGACCAUGACUUGGGAAGAGACUUAACACAUUAUAUAUGGUUAUUUAUUUAUAUUGGGCAGCGCCUACAGGCCUCAAUCAGGGCCCCUUGGUCUAGGCACAAUAUGCCCAGCAACACGCACCGCGACCCGGGCCCCGCAGAGGGCACGGCGCGCUAGCCCUCGGGAGCACAACCACACUGUUGGGGUCCCUGAAACCGAGCCGCCCGCCGUGACGCCGGCAGCUCAUUUUGUGCCCGGUCGGAGCCUCCCCCCGAAAGGGGCGCGUCGGGGGCCAGCGCGGGGCUCGGCGCCAGGGCUGCGGCGCGGACGCCGAGGCACUCGGGGGUGAGGCUCCUCCCACGGGAGGAGGGACCGGAUCCCCCUUGAGUCAGCCGCUCUCUCCGGGCUGGGGCCGGCAGCGGCCUCGCUCCCUCGCUGGCUGGCGGGGUGUCCCCUUCCCGUCGGCGUCAGAUUCCCCCGCGCGCGGCCCGGCCCUGGCGGGGGCUGCGACCCGCUCCCCGCCCACGCCGGGCUCGCCCCCCGACCCGACCCGGGAACAAGAUGGCGGCGGCCCCGCCGCCCCCACAAUGCUCCGCGAGCAGCUGGGUUUCCGGGUGUGGGCGCUGGGGGCGGCGGGUCGGGCGCACUGUAGCAGCCGGCGGAGAGCGGAGGGAGGCGCCUUGCGGCGGAGCCUGUCAGGGGGUGCAGAGGAGGCUUCCCGGACCGAUGUGAGCGGGAGCCACGCUCGGACCAUGAGGCUCCGGCUCUGUGCGCUGGUCCCUGCGCUCCUGCUGCUGCUGCGGGCGCCCGCACUCGGGGCGCUCAGACACCCGCCGCGCCCCGCGGAGCAGCGCCUCGAGAGGCUUGAAUCCGUGCUCUCAGAUUAUGACAUCCUCUCUCUGUCGAAUAUCCAGCAACACUCAUUAAGGAAAAGGGACCUCCAGCCAGAAACGCAUAUAGAGAGACUCUUAAGUUUUUCAGCCUUGCGUAGGCACUUUAAAUUAUACCUAACGUCAACGGCUGAACACUUUUCUGAAAACUUUCAAGCACUAAUAGUGGAUGGUAAAGGCAAGGAAAAGGAGUAUCCUGUACAAUGGCAAGAAUUCUUCACUGGACAUGUAGUUGGUGAACAUAAUUCCAAGGUUAUAGCGCACAUAGCUGAUGAAGACUUUACUGUAAGAAUCAACACUGAUGGCGAAGAAUACAAUGUAGAGCCACUUUGGAGGUAUAUAGAUAAUACUCAAGACGAAAGACUCUUGGUCUACAAAUCUGAAGAUAUUAAGGAUUUCUCACGGUUACAGUCCCCCAAAGUAUGUGGCUAUUUAAAACAUGAGGAGGAAGAAUUACUGCCCGAAGGUCUAGAGGGCAGCCAUUUAGAUGAAGUGAACAUCCUUCGGGAGAAAAGAGCCAUUGCAGACCAUUCCAAGAACACAUGCAAGAUAUUAGUGGUGGCAGAUCAUCGCUUCUUCAAGUAUAUGGGCCGUGGGGAGGAAAGCACAACUAUUAAUUACCUCAUUGAAUUAAUAGACAGAGUGGAUGACAUCUAUCGAAAUACCUCUUGGGACAACGGAAACUUGAAAGGAUACGGCAUACAAAUAGAGCAGAUUAUUGUCCACAAUGAAUCAAGUCUUGUGAAGCCUGGGGAAAAACAUUAUAACAUGGCAAAAAAUCAGCCAAAUGAAGAGAAGGAUGCUUGGGAGGUGAAGACACUGCUGGAGCAAUUUAGCUUUGAUAUAGCUGAGAAAGCAGCUCACGUGUGCCUUGCUCAUCUCUUUACAUACCAGGAUUUCGAUAUGGGAACACUUGGACUAGCUUAUGUUGGAUCUCCCAGGCCUAACACACAUGGUGGCAUUUGCCCAAAGGCUUAUUAUAGUCAAGCUGCCAAAAAAAACAUCUAUUUGAACAGCGGCUUAACCAGCACAAAGAACUAUGGCAAAACUAUCCUCACAAAGGAAGCAGACUUGGUUACUACUCAUGAACUGGGACACAACUUUGGAGCAGAGCAUGAUCCUGACAGUCUGCCGGAAUGUGCCCCCACUGAAGACCAAGGAGGGAAAUAUGUUAUGUAUCCAAUUGCUGUGAGUGGCGAUCAUGAAAACAAUAAGAUGUUCUCAAGCUGCAGUAAACAAUCCAUCUGUAAGACCAUUCAGAGCAAGGCCCAGGAAUGUUUCAAAGAGCGCAACAACCAAGUAUGUGGGAACUCGAGAGUGGAUGAAGGUGAGGAAUGCGAUCCUGGCCUUUUGCACAGGCAUGCUGAUCCCUGCUGCUCUGCUGACUGUAAACUGAAACAAAAUGCCAGGUGCAGUGAUCGGAACAGCCCCUGUUGUAAAGGUUGCCAGUUUGAAAGCGCUCAGAAGAAAUGCCAGGAAGCCAUAAAUGCUACUUGCAAAGGAGAGUCCUAUUGCACUGGGAACAGCAGUGAUUGUCCGCCCCCUGGGAAUGCGCCAGAUGACACGGUCUGCGUGGAUUUGGGCAAGUGCAAAGAUGGAGAAUGUGUUCCAUUCUGCAUGAGGGAGAAGAGCCUGCAAUCGUGUGCCUGUAACGAAACGGACAAUUCCUGCAAGGUUUGCUGCCGGGACGAGUAUGGCAAGUGCAGUCCGUAUGUUGAUGCUACCCAGCAGUUCCUGUACUUAAGGAAAGGAAAGCCCUGCACUGUGGGAUUCUGUGACAUGAAUGGCAAAUGUGAGAAGCAAGUGCAGGAUGUGAUUGAACGAUUUUGGGAUUUCAUCGAUCAGCUUAGUAUCAAUACUUUUGGGAAAUUCCUUGCAGACAAUAUAGUGGGCUCCGUACUUGUGUUUUCCUUGCUAUUUUGGAUUCCUCUCAGUAUUCUUGUCCAUUUUGUGGACAAAAAAUUGGAUAAGCAGUAUGAAGAGAACACAAAAUCUCUAUUUUGUCCGAGUAAUGUUGAGAUGCUCAGCAGUAUGGACUCAGCGUCUGUUCGAAUUGUCAAGCCCUUUCCGACCGCGCAGUCGACAAGCCGACACCAGCCCCUGCAGCCCACCACAGCAGUGCCCGUAGUAGCUGCAGCACCAAAACUGGACCACCAAAGGAUGGACACUAUUCAGGAGGACCCAAGUACUGACUCUCAUGUUGAUGAAGAUUGUUUUGAGAAGGACCCUUUCCCAAAUAGCAGUUCAGCUGCUAAAUCUUUUGAGGAUCUUACAGAUCAUCCUGUCACUAGGAGUGAGAAAGCAUCAUCUUUUAAACUACAGCGCCAAAAUCGAGUGGACAGCAAAGAAACCGAAUGCUAGCAUCUCGCUGCCUUCCAACCUCAUGACUGUGUGCAAAAUAAAUGUUCAUCGAUUUGAUCUAAAACCAUUUUGUUUAUAUAAAUACAGAUAGAUAGAUAGAGAUAUAUUUUGUGAUGGGAUGGAAGACUGGGGAAAUAAGGAAGUGACCUACUGCAGAUGCUGGUCAUGUGUAUGACCUUCCUUAGCUUAUUAGACAAUUACAUCUUUUUAAAACAAAGAAAAACAUCCAGACUAAAACUAGCUUGUUUUGAAGCUUUUGGAUUUGGUUUUUCUAGUUUCUUAACCUUUACUAUUUCCUUCAACCUGUGGUGUAAAGUGGUACAUCCUGCUGAAUAUUAGGUUGUGUAUAUUAGCAUUUUUAUAACUCAACUUUUUGUAGUUGGAACAACACAGAUAGACAAAAUCAUGGUUUUGGGUGUUUUUAAAAAAACAAACUGUAGUGAGUUUUCUGCAUAGACUAGAGCAUGUAGCAGUUUAGGUAUCCUAAACAGUAUACAAUUAUUUUAUUUGCAAACAAAGAUCAGAGCAGUGAGAUAGGUACAAAUUGUAUUUUAAACAGUCUGAUAAAUACAAUGAAGUGAUACGCGUUGAGAGUUACUCUGGGUUUCAGUUCUAAAACUUCCUUUAAAAUCAAUGGAAGCCACACGUAUAGUUCAUUGAAAAUGGUCCCCGAUGCUGAGAUCUGAAUUUAAUCGCACAAUUAUUUUUUUUCCCUACAUUUUAUAACCCACAUUGCUGAAAAAUAGCUUUUGUAUAAGUCUUCCCAUUCUGAAUGAAGCAUUUCUUGAAAGAACACCUUAUAAUUACAGACCUCUGCCUGGGGGAGUGGAAAGAAAAGAACAGCUGCUUAUGUUGAAAGGACACACAGUUUAGAUUUUGACCUAAUUAGUUUAGGUUUUGACCUUUACAAUGGUUGUUUCAGUCUGAAGUGGUUUCUGUGAUUCAACUUUUUUAUAUACAUAACACUGUUGCCAAGAAAUUUUAAAAAGAAAAGCCACUCAUAGGACCCACAUAUAAUUUAUGAGCUCUUGCUAGAGUAGCAGUUUGUGUGAAAAAUACUACUCUUAGUUGCACAGAUACUGAUGAAUAACACUGAUUAAUUUCAGCUCAUUUCUAAAUACUGAUAAAAAUCAAGGUUUGCCAAAUAUGAAAGGACAAAAUUAAUAAGGAAACCUUUUUAAUUGUACGGUUUCCAAGAGGGUAUUAUAGUAGUGUAAUAUAAAAAGCCUAUAACUUAAUGGAGUGGUGCCCCUUUAAGUUGAUAAGCUUAUUUCCAAAGGCAGAGAUGUGAAUAGUGUAAUCUGUUUGCUAUGAAUGUUACAUGAAAGUUAUUUUCGUAUGUAUUAACAGAUGGACUGUCACAGUAGAAUCAUAGGGCAACUAUUUACUGCUUGGGUCCUACAGAAAGAUGUUCGCUCUUCAUCUAUCUUACGCCAUAAUCAUGUCAUAAUGUAACUUUAAUUUAUAUAAACUUUGUUUAGAAUGGUUUUGCAGCUGUUUUAAAUGUCCACUGGAAAGCAGAUGUGUUCAUCAGCCAGGAAAGCUUAACUAUGGGAGAACUUGUAUUUUUAAUAUUUGAUGGCAGUUAACCAAACCUGUGACAAAAGAAUUGUGUGUUUCCCAGGAUACUUGUUACACUAAUACUUGAACUUGUGCCUUAUGGUAUUCAUAUCUAACUAAUCAUUAUUUUAGUUACACUGGUUUUUGGAUUUGAUUUGUGUAGCCAUAAAAUUUGUUUGAGUUAAAUUUAACUUUCAGUACAACGGAAUAAUAAAAGCUUUUUAUAGGA